AUGCAAGUCUCCGAAAUCGAAAGAGAGGCCCUCUCUAGGAAUUCUCAACGAAGGGAAAUGGAAGCCGGAUUAUGGCUAGACCCAGCGCAGGUGGUGAACAAGGGUUCACCAUCGCUUACACCAGACACACGUGAUGAAGCAUCACCUCUAAAACCAGCGACUUCAAUUUUCAAGCUCCUUGAACAAACAGAGUCACUUCUUAGCUUGCCGAAUGAACUCUUGGAGCAAAUUUGCUUCGAGCUUCAUCCGUUGGAGGUCGCAAAAUGUCGUCGAUUGUGUAAACGCAUCAAGCAACUUGUCGAUGGUUCAACCGAACUUCAGCUUCGUAUCGACCUAGCAAUUGACGGUUGUCUCGUACGCGAUAAAGGAAUAAGCAUUGUCAAAAGAGCGAAGAGGUUCAAUGACAAGAAGAAAGAGGCCCUGGAGGAUAUGAACUAUUUCGCAACGUGGAAAGAGAAUAUAUCCCUGCAAGACCGCGGCCAUUUUGAAAGCCUAGGGCGUGACCCCGAUUCGGAUGGAUUUGGAACUCUCGUUUAUCGGGAAAUAUUACCCCCUGAAUCUCGCAGAAAGGGAUGGGCCCAUAAAUUGGAAAACCUGAUUAUGCCGGUUACCACCUUCUCGUUCUGGCUUCAAGGGGAUCUACAUGUGCUCAUAGAGCCCCGUGAUAAUAG
Messenger RNA from Acaulospora colombiana, 671 nucleotides. Lineage: Eukaryota; Fungi; Glomeromycota; Glomeromycetes; Diversisporales; Acaulosporaceae. The record is from the annotation of a GenBank genome assembly.